AUGCCUUCAGAUUAUUCUCAUCAAGGGCCAAAACGCCACUCAUUGAAUGCUACUGUAAAACCCCCCAAAAAACCCAGAUUAGGGACUGUUUGUUCGGCUUCGAUUUGUAUAAAGCCCCUCGGACUCCCUUUAAUUUCAAAAACCACCCAAUUGCCCUGCAAAUCGUUGCAUUUGGAGCCCAAUAAACAUUAUACAGUAGGCCGCAGUCACUCUUCUUGUGAUUUUUUGUUCGUCGAUAAGCGAGUCAGCAAAACCCAUUUUCAGAUUGUGUUCGAUUCGUUCAGUAAGAAGGUAUGUUUAUGUGAUGGAGGAUUUCUCGGUUUUCUUCAUUUUGAAUGUUCUGCUAGAGUUAAGGCUUCGUUAAAUGGUGUUUUUGUUAAUGGGGUCAGGAUUGGGGCACGGGAAAUUGUUGGGUUGUGCGUUGGGGAUGAGGUUUUACUCGCCUGUGGUGAUGAAAGUUUUUGUAAUGUGCAUAAUCAUGUUGGGUUUGUUGUGGAAAGAAUUGUUUUCUUAGAGGAGAUUGUUGAUAGGAAUAUCCCUAAAUUAAGAGCAAGCGGGUUGUCCUUAGAUCAUGGUAGUUUGCCAUUUGAAAAACAGCAGUUUGAUGCCAAGGUUGGCUUCUUGUUAAGCAUGUGCAGAGAUAUAUUAUGUAGUGGUGAUCCCAUUUCUUUAAUCAAGAAAUAUACUGUUUUUGGUGAUGCUGAAGAUGGUAAAUGCAUUAGAAAAUGGGAGAAAGGCUUAUUCAGGUUCUUAAGAAGAAACUUGGUUGGUACAAAUGAGGAAAAAAGGUUAAACAGCAGAGGGGCCUCAUGCUGUGAUGACUUAGUUAGGCGUAGGGAUUUGGCAAUUGAUUGUCACAAAGAGGUUCUAGUGGUUCCUGAAACAAUAGCCAAAUCUAAGGUUGAUGGUAUUGCUGAAGAACCAGUUGAAACAAGUUGUUUACUACGUGCAAAUGCUGAAGAACUAGCUGUAAACAGUUGUGUACGACGUGCAAAUCCUGAAGAACCAGUUCAAAAUAGUCGUGUACAGCACGCGAAUGGUGUUAAUGCAAAUGCCGAGCUCAAAGUUCUUUCUUCAGAGAGUUCCAGAAAGGAUGAUACUGCUUUAUGUGAAAACGGUUGUAAGGAUGAUAAUAAGGGAGCUUACAUACCACCACCGGGAAGGAAAUUUUAUUUGAACCGGCUACAGCACAUGGGAUAUUGCUCAUCAGAAACUCAUGACAUCGUUUCUCUGCCUGAUGUCUUUUAUCCUGUCGAAAGUCUUCAGAGGGUUUUCAUUGCUACAUUUACCAGUGACAUUCCAUGGUUCCUGUCAUACUGUGGUAUUCCUCAUCAUCUGCCUAUAACAAUUGCUUGCCAUAAUGCAGAAAGGUGCUGGAGUGCAAGUCCUGAUAAUAGAACUCUAAGUCCUUAUUCAGAUUUCCCCCAGUUAGUUUUAGUGUAUCCUCCUUUUCCUGAAGUCAUAGCUUUUGGUAAGGAUCGCAAGAAAUCGGGUAUCGCUUGUCAUCAUCCAAAAUUGUUUGUGUUGCAAAGAGAAGACUGUGUUCGGGUUGUGAUUACUUCAGCAAAUCUAGUAGCAAGACAGUGGCAUAAUGUGACUAAUACAGUUUGGUGGCAAGAUUUCCCUCGUUCAACUGCGCCUGAAUAUCUCUCUCUUUUCAUUCAAUCAUCCUAUGGGCCAAAUAACAGGGAAUUAAAAUCGGAUUUUGGUGCUCAGCUUGUUGGAUUUAUUGCUUCCUUAGUAAUAGAUAUACCAAGUCAGGCAUAUUGGAUUCCAGAACUGGCCAAGUAUAAUUAUGAAGGCGCUCUUGUACAUCUGGUGGCUUCUGUCCCUGGUAUCUAUUCACCUAGAAGUCCUUACAUAUCACAUUCAGAGCAUUAUUUGUCUGGUAAUGAGAAGAUGCCGAAGUCCUCUUGUGCUAAUUCACUUGGUUCAGUUGAAACGUCUGUGGUCGGUUUAAGUCACUUGUUUCGCACUUCAGCUGAUUCAAAUGGCCUAAGGUUGAAGAAACUUGCAGCCUUUCUUAGGAAUUGCCGUGAGAACGUCUAUGGAAUGUCAGAGAUUCUCUUAAGGCGAGAGAUUAAUAUAUCAGCUGAUGUUAAUGCCGUGAGUGUUUUGGUUCCCAACCCAGAAGAGUUUUCUUUAGAAGAUUGCAUUCAAAUCGGGUUUCUUCCUAGAGAUAUUGCAAAAUGGGUAGCUCCACUUUCAGAUGACGGCUUUUUUGCCUUUUCUGGCUAUAUCUGUCCAAAGGAUGUCCUCUCAGCUGCCUUAGAGGGAAGCACCAGCAAAGUAGAGUUGAUACUGUAUGUAUCACAAGGCCCAUGCUUUUCCAGCUUUUCAGAGUCUAUGACAAGUCAGCAUGGAACUGCUUUGUGCUCACUUAUAGCAUCAAUUCAGAGAUGUGUAGGUCUAUGGCGUCUUCACGAGGUUCUGGGUACCUACAAAUGGCCUGAGCACUUAGAAACUGACUUCUGCUUUGGUUCAUCUUCAGUUGGAUCUGUCAAUGCAAAGUUUCUAGCUGCUUUCUCAGCAGCAGCUGGAAAGCGAGCAGUGGAAGAAUCCGAAUCGGAGGAGUCAGAUCCCCAUUGGGGUUGCUGGAGCGCAAGUCAAGAGUUGAAAAGACCAUCCAUUAAAAUUAUUUUCCCUACUAUUGAAAGGGUGAAAAGUGCAAGUUCUGGAAUUUUGGCAUCUAAGUACUUACUGUGCUUUUCACAGAAAACCUGGCAAAGAUUGGAAAACGUAGGCAUACUCCAUGAUGCGGUUCCUUGUCCCGUUGAGCGGGCUGGGCACCCAAUGCAUGUGAAGGUGGCUCGUCGACGGUUUCAGUCAAAGAGAAAUGGUACUUCAUUCGGUUGGGUUUAUUGUGGAUCACACAACUUCAGUGCUGCUGCGUGGGGCAGUCCACUUCCACAGAAAGUUGAUGGGAAGAAGACUACUACCAACAUGAGUAGUUCUAUUUUAGGUUCAAGGCUUCAUAUCUGUAACUACGAGCUUGGCAUUAUUUUCACAGUUCCUCCAUCAGAUAGCAAGGGUCGUGGGCAUGAAACUGGUAGAAGCUUGGAUGAUAUUGUGUUGCCAUUUGUUACACCUGCCCGGAAAUAUAGGCCUAGAGAUGAGCCCGCCACAGCAAGGGCAAUGAGGGAGGCAUUGGCAGCAUUUACCGAACUGGAUAGAGAGAUUGAUGAAUUCGUGGAAAUGAAUGGAGAGUGUCCAGAUGAGGAAGAGGAAGUACUGGAGACCGGCGACGAUUUUGUUGCUGAAGAGAGAGAAGAGGAAAGAGCUUAUGCAGAUAAACUGUGGAGUCAAGUUAGUUCCUGA
This is a messenger RNA of Oldenlandia corymbosa var. corymbosa, 3318 nucleotides long. The record is from the annotation of a GenBank genome assembly. NCBI's taxonomy places the organism in Eukaryota, Viridiplantae, Streptophyta, Magnoliopsida, Gentianales, Rubiaceae.